AUGACCAAGCUGUCGACGCUCGCCGCCGUGUUGGCUCUCUUCGCCGGCGUCCUUGGCCACCCCAGCACCCCAGAGGGUAUCCGCGCGGCCCUCGAGACACGGAGUCGCGUCACCGCUCAUUCCAGGCGUGCGCUGGAAAAGUGUGCCAAUGAUCCAGAAGCCUUGGCUCUUAGAGACCGCGCCGUCGCUCGCCGGGCUGCCAAGGCACACGCUCUCCGCACAAAGCGAGGCCUCGACAGCUCCCUCGUACGCCGUGCUGAUAGGGAGUCGCUUGAGAAGUGGUCAGACAUAUCCCACAACCAGUCGUCCAAGGGGUACAAGCUCGACACGGCUCUGAAGACCAUCUUCACCUCCAAUGCCACCUGCACCCUCGUCCCAGAAACCAUCAUCGGCCCAUACUAUGUCGAGGGUGAGCGCAUCCGCACCAACCUCACCGAUGGCCAGGCCGGCGCUGCAACCCACCUAGACUUCCAGUUCAUCGAUAUCAACACCUGCAAGCCCAUCCCCGAGCUCAUCAUCGACAUCUGGCAUGCCAACGCGACGGGCGUGUAUUCGGGCGUUUCCGCAAAGGGCCAAGGCGGCCUGGACAGCACCCAUGGCCGAGGCGUCCAGAAGACCGAUAAAGAGGGAGUUGUCCAGUUUGACACGGUGUUUCCGGGCCAUUAUGUAGGUCGCACCAACCACUUCCACGUCAUGUCUACCACCGGCGCCAAAGUCUUGCCCAACGGCACGUUCCAAGGUGGCACCGCUCAGCACAUCGGUCAGACAUACUUUGACGAAGCUCUUAUCAAGGCUGUCGAAGCCGGCGAGCCAUACAACCAAAACAAGCAGCCGGCUACAUCCAACGCCGAGGAUGGGAACUCGGCCGAUGAGGCCACGCCCGAGUACGACCCCUUUAUGAAUUAUGUAUACCUUGGUGAGCAGCCGUCGGACGGUCUGCUCUUGUGGACUACCAUUGCCAUCGACCCUGCCGCCGACUAUAACAGGCAUCGGACUGCAGCCGCUCACUGGCACCCUGAAGGUGGCGUCGACCAGUCACACCGCAGGGGUUCGCCCAAAUAA
Hirsutella rhossiliensis is the source of this 1062-nucleotide messenger RNA. Its product is annotated as dioxygenase domain-containing protein. Gene Ontology annotation, molecular function: ferric iron binding; oxidoreductase activity, acting on single donors with incorporation of molecular oxygen, incorporation of two atoms of oxygen. The transcript is spliced from 2 exons. The record is from RefSeq and is a predicted model, not a curated record. The coding region runs from base 1 to 1062 and encodes 353 amino acids. Lineage: Eukaryota; Fungi; Ascomycota; Sordariomycetes; Hypocreales; Ophiocordycipitaceae.